Arachis duranensis is the source of this 2098-nucleotide messenger RNA. RefSeq names its product O-fucosyltransferase 7. Lineage: Eukaryota; Viridiplantae; Streptophyta; Magnoliopsida; Fabales; Fabaceae. The transcript is spliced from 12 exons. Bases 14 to 1594 code for a protein of 526 amino acids. The record is from RefSeq and is a predicted model, not a curated record. Gene Ontology annotation, cellular component: cytoplasm.
GGUAGUCUGGGGAAUGCAGAAGCGAAAGUGUGUUUCGGUGGUGCAACUGAGGAAGCUUCUAACUGCAGCAAUAUGCUCAAUAGCGUUCAUGGCUGUUGUCUCUGUUCAUGUCCAGCACGUCGUUCCUUCUUCCAAUGAUCAGAAGUUCAAUGACAAGAUCACAACGACUCGAGAUCUGCAAAGGUGGACAAGAGAGCUGGCUCCGCCUCAUUUAUCAAAAGUUCUGUUUCCUCCUCCAAAGUCGAACGUUUCAAGAGGGGUUUCGGAUUAUGAGAAGUUGUGGAAGCCUCCAUCCAAUCGUGGGUAUCUGCCCUGUACAAAGCCUACACCUAAUUAUACAGCUCCUGCUGAGUCAAGAGGAUACCUUCUAGUUCAUACAAAUGGUGGUCUCAAUCAAAUGCGUGCUGGGAUAUGUGAUAUGGUAGCUGUAGCUCGUAUAAUAAAUGCCACUCUUGUAGUUCCUGAACUUGAUAAAAGAUCAUUUUGGCAAGACACUAGCAAUUUCUCUGAUGUUUUUGAUGAAGAGCAUUUUAUACGUUCUCUAGCUAAUGAUGUGAAGAUAAUUAAGAAGCUUCCCCAAGAACUGGUUAAUGAAACCAGAAUUGUGAAGUACUUCAUAAGCUGGUCUGGUAUGGAUUAUUAUGAGAAUGAGAUUGCUACCUUGUGGGAAGAAUACCAAGUUAUUAGAGCAGCAAAAUCUGAUUCACGUUUAGCAAACAACAACCUACCUGCAGACAUUCAGAAGCUUCGCUGCCGUGCUUGUUAUGAAGCUCUCCGAUUUUCACCUCGCAUUGAACAAAUGGGAAAAUUGUUGGUGGAAAGGAUGAGGUUAUUUGGUCCUUAUGUUGCACUGCAUUUACGUUAUGAGAAGGAUAUGCUUGCAUUUAGUGGAUGCACACAUGAUUUAUCUCAAGAUGAGGCUGAAGAGCUACGGAUAAUCAGAGAGAACACUUCAUAUUGGAAAAUAAAGGAAAUUGAUCCCGUAGAACAAAGGUUGAAAGGAUUUUGCCCCUUAACUCCAAAGGAAGUUGGAAUUUUUCUUACUGCUCUCGGAUACCCAUCAAAGACACCGAUAUAUAUUGCAUCUGGAGGGAUAUACGGGGGUGAGUCCCAUAUGGCUGAACUGCGUUCCCGCUAUCCAUUGCUAAUGAGCAAGGAAAAGUUGGCAUCCAUUGAGGAGCUGGAACCCUUUUCUAAUCAUGCAUCUCAAAUGGCUGCUCUUGACUAUAUUGUAUCUAUCGAAAGUGAUGUGUUUAUACCAUCUUAUUAUGGAAACAUGGCAAAGGCUGUUGAAGGUCAUCGUCGAUUUCUUGGACGUGGAAGAUCAAUAUUACCAGACAGGAAAGCCCUUGUUCGUCUUUUUGAUAAACUGGCUCAGGGAACAAUGACCGAGGGGAAAAGUUUGUCAAACAAGAUAAUUGAUCUCCACAGAAGGCGGCUUGGAUCCCCAAGGAAGAGGAAAGGGCCAAUAUCUGGUACAAAGGGCAUGGAUAGGUUUCGGUCAGAAGAAGCAUUUUACUCUAAUUCAUUACCUGAUUGUUUAUGCCGAACCGGGCCGCUGCAUCCAAACACUGCCUCUCACGUUGUUAGAUAGAUGAGAUACCGCUGAAUCUUUCUUCCAGGAAAUAAUCCUUUUGCCAAAGUGUGACCACAACAACAUCUUGUGUAUAGCUGGAAGGUGUUGAAGGAGCAGCGGCAGAGUGUAUAUAUACGUAUCCCUGUCACAUUCUUAAUUUGAAAAGAAAAUAAAGGAGAGGAACAAAACCGGAAGGCCGAAAAUAGAAUAAUCCAUAUUUUGUUUUUAACGUGCAAAACUAUGGAUUGGGAUGAGAUGACACUGGGAUGUGGCUUUGGGAUGAAUAGAUUUGUUAUUUAUUUUGAGGUAGAGUUUUCAGAGAUGGCUCUGAUUCUUUCAUCACACUAGAGAUCAGAAAUUGUUAAACGAAAGAACAAGCUGUUUCUUUUGUUCUUUAGAGUUGUAGUUCUUUUUUGAGAAGGGCUUAGUGCUAGAGUUUCUUUCUUUUUUUUUUUUUCUCUUUCAUUUAUCAUUUCUUUGGAGACAAGAAAAUGUAUAAUAUCUAUUUGUUUUAACUCUUAA